Molecule: messenger RNA, 1306 nt
Organism: Pyrus x bretschneideri (Chinese white pear)
Lineage: Eukaryota; Viridiplantae; Streptophyta; Magnoliopsida; Rosales; Rosaceae
Exons: 6
Coding region: 23-1021 (332 amino acids)
Source: RefSeq, a predicted model, not a curated record
UUUUGCUUUGGAGGGUGUAACAAUGGCGGGAAUAGCAAUAAUCCUAGAUCUGUUGCGGAAAAAACCAAGUCCCAGUACAGUCCAAGCAUUACACUCUGCUGGGUAUUUUUCGGCCAAAGCCGCCGCUUCUGCCGCUGCUGCGUCUGUCGCCGCCGGUGCUCCUUAUGCUUAUAAGGCAUUAUUCGGUAAUUUCAGGGUGCCGGUUGCCCAUUGUGAUGCUGGAACAGCAUGGUCUGAAGAUUAUGUUUCUAAUAUACGAAGUUCAUCUCAACGAAUCUUUCAGAGUGACUCUCAUAAUUACAGUACCAAGGAAUACAAAAUUGAGUUAAAGCCUCUAUUCUCGGCUUUUGAAUUGAGGACUCUAACUAUGACAACCUUGAGGUCAUUUUUAAUGUUCUUUUUACCUCUUUUGGAGCCUCGAACAAACUUGGAAGAGGAUGAUGAUAAAUUCCUGCCGGACACUGAAGAAAAGCAACCUAUAGAUUAUGUUGUUCCUCUAAAAAAAUCAGUAGUGCAGAUUAUUCGUGAGACUUCUGUUGUAACCACUAGACGGAUUCUGGAACGAAUUUGUGUCCAUUAUGUAUCGGAGAGAAUGGCAUGGAAACUUCUCAAAGAUGUUCCUAAGUCCGCCAUGCGGAAAGCUGGAAGAAGAUUGCCUACUUUACUUUUCUUCUGUAGUGUUAGCAAAACAACUUUCAGAGGGCACUUUCUAGGUGUGGCAGCGUCAUGGCUCAUCCAAGUUGGCAUUGAUGUCUACCGAUAUAUUUCUUAUACAAUAAAGUCUAGAGAAGAGGUUGAUGACAUCGAUACGGCAGAACAAGUUAAGAUUCUUGGGAAGAAGGUUACAGUUACUACUAUCAGGUGUGGUGCAUCACUAGUUUUUGCUUCCAUUGGGGCCGGUAUUGGUGCCUCCCUUAUCCGCCCUUCAUCUGGCCAGUGGAUUGGCUGUCUUUUGGGGGAUUUGGCAGGGCCUUUUAUUGUAACAGCUUGCCUUGGGAGAGUUUACCAUGGAGAACUUUGAGUCCUGGGGAUGACUUGUCUGACGUAUUGUUUGCACAUGGGCAAAUUUAAGUGGCUUAAACGAGACAAUUCUUAACUAUACGAUGAUGGGGUUCUUGACAGCAAUACCACCUGCAUGAAAUCAGUUAAAGCAGGUGUUGAAGGAGAAGUUUCACAACCGUAGGAGUUUCUCCUUUCUGAAAUUAUGCCUUUCCAUUCUGAAACUCUGCUUUUGUGGGAACCUUUUAAAGUACACAGUUUGGUCCCUGAAUUUAGUCAUGAAUCAAGGUGAACAAGAUUAUCAAUA